AUGGUCGAGAAAUCGACGUACAAGUAUACCUUGUACAGCUACUUCCGCAGCUCCUGCUCGGCCCGGGUUCGCAUUGCGGCCAAUCUAAAGAACGUUCCGCUUGAUUACAAAUAUAUCCACUUGGUCAAAGGCGAGCAGCAUGACAAGAACUACACAGCGUUGAACCCAAGUGAGUCUGUGCCUACUUUGGUUGUGAGCGACUUAGAAACGGGCAACGAAAUCACCAGAAUCAGACAGUCGGUUGCCAUCCUGGAAUUCCUGGAGGAAGUCGAACAUGCGAAUGGGGUGCAGCUGCUACCGGGCCCGGAUGAUGUUGUGGGAAGAGCCCGGGUGAGAGAGCUGGUGAACGUCGUUGCUUGCGAUAUUCAACCUGUUACGAAUUUGCGAGUGUUGAAUUUCAUCAAACCUCACAAUAUCGAGACCAAGGAAUGGCAACAGCAUUUCAUGACCUUGGGAUUUCGCGCAUAUGAAGGACUGGUCAGUGCCUAUGGUGGCAAGUAUAGUGUCGGUGAUACAGUGACCAUGGCCGACUGUGCCCUUGCGCCCGCCAUAGACGGAGCCCUCAGGUUUGGCGUGGAUGUGCAAGGCCAAUUCCCGCACAUCUGGAGGAUCUGGGAGGAGAUCAAGCAGUUGGAUGCGUUCAAGAGUGGCAGGUGGGAUAACCAGGAAGAUACUCCGGAGGAGUUGAGGACAAAGGCAUAG
Fonsecaea nubica is the source of this 702-nucleotide messenger RNA. RefSeq lists its product as hypothetical. Gene Ontology annotation, molecular function: maleylacetoacetate isomerase activity; glutathione transferase activity. The record is from RefSeq and is a predicted model, not a curated record. Gene Ontology annotation, biological process: L-phenylalanine catabolic process; glutathione metabolic process. The coding region runs from base 1 to 702 and encodes 233 amino acids. Lineage: Eukaryota; Fungi; Ascomycota; Eurotiomycetes; Chaetothyriales; Herpotrichiellaceae. Gene Ontology annotation, cellular component: mitochondrion; cytoplasm. The transcript has a single exon.